AUGGCUCUCCUGUGCUAUAAUAAAGGCUGUGGUGAGAGGUUCGACGCCGACAAAAACAAAGAAGAUGCGUGUCUGUUUCACCCCGGAGUGCCCAUUUUCCAUGAUGCUCUCAAGGGCUGGUCCUGUUGCAGGAAAAGGACGACAGACUUUUCAGAGUUCCUCUCCAUCAAGGGGUGCACCCGUGGGCGCCACAGCAACGAAAAGCCCCCGGAGCCUUUGCGGCCGGAGGUAUCCUCAGACAAAGGUGAAAUGAAACACGGCAACCACCAGGAAAUCAUCUACCGGGGACCCAAGUCAGCCGAGACCCUGCAGAAAGAGAGGCCCAGUUCAGAUGAGGUCAAGACCAAGCUUCCUCAGAAGGUGUCUCCAUCAUUGUCCCAGGUCCUGGAGAAACUAUACAUCAGUAACAAAGCUGAGAGGGAAAAGGAGGAGAAUCAAGUUGUCGUGCAUGGGACCCGAUGCAAGAAUGCUGGGUGCAAAACAAUUUACCAAGGCCCAGAGACAGACUUGGAGGUGUGCACUCAUCACCCUGGAGCACCUGUCUUCCACGAGGGGUAUAAGUACUGGAGUUGCUGCUGUAUACAGACCAUAGACUUCAAUGCCUUCCUGGACCAGAAGGGCUGCAGCACGGGCAAACACCGCUGGUUCCCCAAACAGGACAAGAAGAAGGUGGCGUGUCGAUAUGACUGGCACCAGACAGGCAAAAACGUCGUCGUGACUAUCUACGCCAAAAAUGCAAACCCAGAAUUUUCCUACGUAGAGGCCAGCCGCACAGUGCUGACCUGCCACAUCCAGUUUGAGGAUGACAAGGUCUUCAAAAAGGACUUCCACCUGUGGGGGGUGAUAGAUGUGAAAAAGAGCAAUGUGAACAUGGUCCCGUCCAAAGUGGAGGUCUCCCUGUGCAAGGCCGACGCCGUGGCCUGGGGUAAACUGGAGGACCCCAACUUCAAACCCGAGCCUGAGCCCGCCGACAAUGCCCUGGAAACCAACGAGGCAUACCAGCCAGACUGGGACAUUGAGGACGAUGACAUCAGCGACUCGGACGAGGAAUGGGCGUAUGACACGGCGCCGAAGAAAACAGAGGAGGAGAAGCAGGGAGUGGAAAAGAAAGAGGAGGAGGAGGAAAAGAAGACGGCACAGGAGAACGAUGAGGGAGAGGAGGAAAAUUAUGACUUGCCCCCGCUCGAUGACUAGAGUACUGGUACACCUACAUUUGUCAGCACACUUGG
Lampris incognitus (smalleye Pacific opah) is the source of this 1229-nucleotide messenger RNA. RefSeq lists its product as uncharacterized. NCBI's taxonomy places the organism in Eukaryota, Metazoa, Chordata, Actinopteri, Lampriformes, Lampridae. The transcript is spliced from 11 exons. The coding region runs from base 1 to 1194 and encodes 397 amino acids. The record is from RefSeq and is a predicted model, not a curated record.